AUGAGCACUACGUCGCUGCCGCCCAAUGCCCCCAUGGCCAAUGGAACCCUCGCCGCGGUCAAUGGAGAAGCUGAUGUAUCCUCCUCUUCGCCCUCCUUCCCCGCCAACAUUCCCGCCUCCCACUCGUUACAGGAUGUCUGUGCUCUGCUCCAUGCGCAGGUGUCUUCGUUCCUUUCGGCGGUGCCUGAAGAUGAUGUGACCAGGAGAACUCAAGAGCAGGCGAGAAUAUCCAUGCGGGUUAUAGAAAAGGCGUUGGAUGAAUACGAAUUCGAGACUCUUUCUCUCUCUUAUAACGGCGGGAAAGAUUGCCUGGUUCUCCUCAUCUUAUAUCUCGCCGUCAUCCACACCCAUUUCACGCAGCCCAGAAACAGGCGGAAAGAGUUCCCCAAAUCCAUUCCCUCCAUCUACGCAAAGCCCCCCGAUCCUUUCCCCGCCGUAUCCGAGUUUGUUGAUUAUUCUGCGCGCCUCUACCACCUCGACCUAACCCAUAUAUCCACAAACCCUGGUCCGGGAAAGAAACAGAAAUCGCAUUCCAACCCUCCCGUCUCGCCCCCUCUGGAAGCAUUAGGACCAGACGGUCUCUCCCUCACGCGGAACACCAACCACAUUUCCAAGUCUCUAGACCAGCCAAUCAUCUCCUUCCGCGAUGCCUUUGCCCUUUACCUCUCUUCCAACCCGCACAUAAAAGCCAUCUUUGUCGGCACUCGUCGCACCGACCCGCACGGUUCUCACUUGACACACUUCGACCCGACUGAUCACAAUUGGCCGCCGUUCAUGCGCAUCCACCCGGUUAUUGAUUGGCAUCUUUCAGAAAUCUGGUGCUUUUUGCGCUCGCCCUACCUCAAAGACGUGGGCCCGUGUUUGGACGGUGAUGGCACGAGCGCCCGUCACGAAUCAAGGUGUGAGGCGCCAUUGAGAUACUGUGAAAUGUACGACGCGGGCUACACGAGUCUUGGGGGCGUGAAUGACACAGUGAGGAAUCCGAAGUUGCGGUACAUUGAUGAACAGGGCAGGGAAUGUUACAAGCCCGCGUACGAAAUGACAGCGGAUGCCGGGGAGAGGUUGGGAAGGGAGUGA
Molecule: messenger RNA, 1077 nt
Organism: Cladophialophora psammophila CBS 110553
Lineage: Eukaryota; Fungi; Ascomycota; Eurotiomycetes; Chaetothyriales; Herpotrichiellaceae
Exons: 2
Coding region: 1-1077 (358 amino acids)
Biological process (GO): FAD biosynthetic process
Molecular function (GO): FMN adenylyltransferase activity
Source: RefSeq, a predicted model, not a curated record